This is a messenger RNA of Medioppia subpectinata, 885 nucleotides long. The record is from the annotation of a GenBank genome assembly. Lineage: Eukaryota; Metazoa; Arthropoda; Arachnida; Sarcoptiformes; Oppiidae.
AUGAUGAAGAGAGAUCCGAAAUCGGUUAUUCCGUUCAAGAGCUGCGCCAGAUGGAACAGAUCCAUAAAAGAGUGUCAGCGCUUAUUUGAUUACAUAAUACAACUCACACCACACCAAGUAAUGGACACACUAUCGGUGAAUAACGCCAAACAAAGCAUACAAUUACUAACCAAACCGUUGGCCGACAUCACGAAGAAUAUCGCGGAUAACGUUAAACAAUGCCAAAUACAUAAACUUCGGAUCGUAGAGCAAAUGUCAAACACGGGUCGUAAACCACAGUCUACGCCAACAAUUGAAUUAGUAUACACACCGUUACGCCAUCCCAAACUUGUUUGCACUAAUACCCAAUGCUCUACUAUUACGGUGAUUGACGCUGUACUACAAUGCCGUGCAUUCAAUAAAUACAGCAACAAAGAUCGCGAGUUUAAAGAUUCAAAUAGUAACUCAGUUACCAAGAUUACCAAGUCCGAGUUUUGUCAUAAAUGUGGUCAUAGUUACCGAGAGCAUUUAGGUCUAACGUACGAGACUAUUGAACAGCAUACAACAAUCCCUGCUGAUACCGAUAUCUCUACCGUUGGUCUGCAGACACAGAUACAACGUCUGGACCGACGGAUCGCCGAAUUAAACGCAGAAAGCGAGACAAUCAUUAACUCUAUGGCAAUAUUUGCCUGCUUUUUGGCCAACAAUACGUUGACCGCCUGUCCGGACGCCUUCGACGACUACGUCCGGCACUUGAUGUCGAGUCAACCGUACGGUACGGAUCCCGACAGACGGGGCACAAUCAACCCGUUCGAGCAGUUAUUAAAUAAUUAUCGACAUGAAAAACAAACGAUUAUCAAUAAUCUGCAGAACGGGGCUGUGAUAACCGCCGAGAAUAAAACUUAA